AUGUGUAACUUUCAUGUAGCGCUGAUUCUGAAUAAGCUGUCAAGCGAUAGUAUCUUAAUCCAGAAAUAUGCGAGUAUUGUGAGUGUAUCAGCAAUAGAAAGUGACAGAGUCAAGGAAUAUAUAUUGAUGAAGAAUGCUAAAGAGAAGUAG
Molecule: messenger RNA, 150 nt
Organism: Linderina pennispora
Lineage: Eukaryota; Fungi; Kickxellomycota; Kickxellomycetes; Kickxellales; Kickxellaceae
Exons: 1
Coding region: 1-150 (49 amino acids)
Source: RefSeq, a predicted model, not a curated record